GCAGAAAGCCACAAGGCGCUGUCAAAAGUUCACGAGUCGAUUUUGUAUCGCUUCCCCUGUGUGUGAGUCGUGAGCAUAUCUCACUCGCGCGUUCUUCUCCCAACUUAGGAGCGGCUGUCCCGGGUUUUUACAACCGCUCCCCGCGUGUACGUGUGUGGGAGAGACUCGCACAAUUUUUAUGUUAAUAUUUUAAUAUUACUACACAAUAUAAUACGAAUCAAUUAUUUCAAAAAUAAUACGUCCGGAAUCAUCGAACGUUUUUCGAGCCGGCUCGAAAUCUAUUCCCGUGUCGAUCGUUCUCCGAUGUACAUAAACAUGAAACAGUAGAGAGUGACGAAUCGAGGACUUUUAUUUAUUAUUUUUCCAUUGAAAAAAUAAGGAUUGCUGAAAAUUUGUCUCUCAUUGAAAAGUGUUGUUUUAUUUCAUCCUUGACGCGAUCCUGAAUUUAUAUCGUCGCAUAUAAAAAUUCCUCCUGCGUUUGUGGGGGAAAAAAAAAGAGAAGAAAAACGUCGAGAUUGCGCGCGCGACUCGACUGCUCUCUGGCGCGCGUUACUCUAAUAUCCCCUUAGCCCUGGGAGGACACACUGUGUUACUUCCUCUGUGUCCUUUUUAUUUCUGUCAACGUUAUACUCCCUUAUAUACCUGCGACACGGCUCUAUAGCUUUUAUAUUUACAAAUACAUAUAUAUAUAUCUAUAUUAUAUCACAUAUAAUAUUUGUAUAUAUAUAUAAUACAUAUACGAAACACAUCAAUAUACUUGUGGCGUUAACAGAAUUUCGGGGCUGUACCGGGACACGAGAGUAGCUUCUCCUGCGUAUUAUCGAUCAAAUAUAUAGACAGCAAUUCCCGUGAAAAGAGCGUGCCCUUCGCGCAAAAAAAAUAGGUGCAGAAAGUGCCGUGAAGUGAUUAUUGAAAUCUUCAAGUGGCAGUGACGAAAAACUUUGUGUGUACAUCAGUUAUCCGCCGAUCGUUGUCUCGCCACUAGCAUGAAAAAAUCGUGAAUUUUACACGUUUCUUGUAUUGUCCUUUCGGUGGUGAUUAUUCAAUUCGGUGAACAACAUUUUCGACGUGCAUGUCGAUCCACGAAAGCAACGACGAUUUUCCCGAUACCUAGCACAGCCGAUCGGCGAUACGGGAGGCUCCGAAUUUUUUUGAAAAUAUUCGAGUUCGUAAAGGGUUGAGGUCGGAAGGGUGGCGGCGUCGUUCGGUGGUCCGAGGAGGGCGCGGUGUACGAGGAGGCAGGGAGAGCUAACGCGGGGUGCGCUGUGUGCGAGUGUGGGCGUGUGUCGAGAGUGUUGACGGACGGCGCGGCGGGGAAGGGGGGUGGCAUUGUUGUUGGGAGUGUAAACGGAGAGGAUCGGAGUCGUCGAGUGAUUCGCGAGUGGAGUAAAGAGGCUGAGGGAGUCCAAAUACGUAAAUAAAUAAGAAGAAACGUGUGCAUUGUUUCGUGGUGUUCGUCAGUGCGGGGGAGAGUCGAAGAAUCGGCGUGGAAGUAAAAAAACAUCGUCGAGGUGAAUAAUCGAAUAAAAUUCUCGGGGGAGUGAACGUUUUUCGUAUUUUUCGCCUGGUUUUUUUGGAGUUUCGUUCGCGAAGCUUACUUCUUACGGAGAGCAGAGUGGCGGGUGGCUUCAGUGCCCUCCCGCGAUUCGGCCUGAUAAAUAAAAGAGGCGGGGGUGGCGUUUGUGAAGGCAACGUGUAGCAAGAUGGGCUGUGCCAUGUCUGCGGAAGAGCGGGCCGCUCUGGCCCGCAGCAAACAGAUUGAGAAAAAUCUCAAGGAGGAUGGCAUCCAAGCGGCGAAGGACAUCAAGCUCUUGCUGCUUGGUGCUGGAGAAUCCGGGAAAAGUACCAUUGUGAAACAAAUGAAAAUUAUUCACGAGAGUGGAUUCACGCCGGAAGACUUCAAGCAGUAUAGGCCCGUCGUUUAUAGCAAUACGAUACAAUCUCUAGUCGCCAUACUGAGAGCAAUGCCAAAUUUGAGUAUCAGCUAUUCGUCGAACGAGAGAGAGACGGACGCGAAAAUGGUUUUCGACGUGAUCCAGCGAAUGGAGGAUACGGAAUCGUUCAGCGAAGAGCUUGUCGCCGCGAUGAAGAGGCUGUGGGCUGACAGCGGCGUUCAACAAUGUUUCGGCAGGAGUAACGAGUACCAAUUAAACGAUUCGGCAAAAUAUUUCCUCGACGAUCUUGACCGAUUAGGAGCGAGGGAUUACCAACCAACGGAACAAGACAUCCUGAGAACUCGAGUAAAAACGACUGGAAUCGUAGAAGUUCACUUCUCAUUUAAAAAUCUUAAUUUCAAAUUGUUCGAUGUUGGUGGCCAAAGGAGCGAGCGUAAAAAAUGGAUACAUUGCUUCGAAGACGUAACGGCGAUCAUUUUCUGCGUUGCCAUGUCCGAGUACGAUCAGGUUCUUCACGAGGAUGAGACCACGAAUCGUAUGCAAGAGAGUUUGAAACUAUUCGACUCUAUUUGCAACAACAAAUGGUUCACCGAUACCUCCAUCAUUCUUUUCCUCAAUAAGAAGGAUCUGUUUGAAGAAAAAAUUCGCAAAUCACCCCUCACUAUUUGCUUCCCCGAAUACGGCGGCAAUCAGGAGUACAAUCCAGCCGCGUCGUAUAUCCAGGCGCAAUUCGAGGCGAAGAACAAAUCGGCCUCAAAGGAGAUUUACUGCCACAUGACCUGCGCAACCGACACGAACAACAUACAAUUCGUUUUCGACGCCGUAACAGACGUUAUUAUAGCCAACAAUCUUCGCGGUUGCGGUCUCUACUGAGAAUAUUAUUUCGAAGACUAUUAUUAUCAUUAUUAUUAUGAUUAUAAUUACGUCGUAUUAAUAUGAGUUUGAAAGAAGGAAGAAAAAGCACAGCGUUGAAGGAACGGAUGAAAAAUAGGGUGAAAAAGGGCGGGGUGGGGGGGGGGGGGGGCAUAAAUUUUGCUGCACCGGAGGUCUUUGUCAUCGACGAGUUUCCUUUCGAAACUCUUCUUUUUCUCCGGCCUCGUUCAAGGCGAAUUACAAAAAUAAGAAACAAACCAUCGAGAACGAAAAAAAGCACGGCGCAAUAAACGCCAAUCCAAUUAUCGAGAAAAAUGAAAAAGACUACUCCGCGGUCUCAAAAAAAAUGGUUCAUUCGUUGCCGAGUUCACACACCGAUCUUCUUCAAUUUCUAUUAUUUUUUUUUUCUAUUGCCUCGCAUCCUAAUGAGAAUGAAAAAGAUCCUCUCGAACUUUAUAUUUCAUACUGCGUGGGAGAAAUUAUGGUUCGAAUCCAAAGAUGCAUUUUCGUGAUUAUUAUAAUAACAAAUCGAUAUAUAUAUAUAUAUAUACAUAUAUAUAUACUAGGUAUAUAGGUUUUUCGAUGGUAAGCGACAAAAGUCAAAAGAGCACAAGCGUUGUUACGACGAAAAUUAAAUUAUUCCAUGUCGGAGUUGGGCAUUUUUCGAAUGAAAAAACAAUAAUUUACAUAUUUCUUCAAUUAUUUCUUAAUUUUUGUUUUUCCAUUAAGAACAAAAGAAAAAAAAGAAACGAAUAUGAUGAUAGUGUAAACGCAUUGGAAAGUUUGGUAGAGAAUUUCUUUCUUCUUCUCAUGAUUAUUUAUUAACGUUAUCACCACUUUUUACAUUGAAACCAUCGAUUUUUUCUUUUUCUUCGAAUCACGCCCAUUCCCGUUUACAAAAAAUGGAUUCAAUCGGGAGCCUUCGAUCGAAAACAUUUUUAAUCAAUCUUUUUUACAUUGUACGAGAAUUUUUUAAUCGAUAUUGCUUUUUUGUUAUUUGUCGAAACUUCACAAUCGUUCUUUAUAAACGCACACACGCAUGGCUACGGCGCUCUCCUAAUGUAACGUGGCUGAUUUCUUACGUGGACUUAUUUCGUCGCGUAAAGUUUGAAAUUGAAAAGAAAAGGAAACAAAAUUAGUGAGAACCAAAAAAUCAUUCAAACGCGACAAAAUACAUUCACACUCAUGCGCGCGCACACACACACGAUGAGGAAUAUUCGUUGGUAACGAGGCGCGUCCACUACUCCACGAACGUGAAAUAUCAUAAAAAUACGUAUUUUUCUACAUUUUUCAUUUCUUUCAGUCGCUCAUUCUAAUUUUUCUACGUCCAUAAUACUAUUCUUUGCUUUUUUUUUCUCCGAGUCAAUUCGAACCGAUUUUUUACGCAUUUUUUUCUUCGGGGAAAAUUUAUUUUGUCAUAAUUCCGGUACUUUGUGAUUUGACAUGAGAAGUUGAAGAAAUCUUGACAUUUUCGAAAUUCCAGAAUCUACGAUUUUUUAUGAUAAUGACGGCGAAAAAUUUUGUUCCAAUGAAACGCUCUUGACUAGGGCUCGAACACAAGUAUCGAGGACUCGUAGUGCUCGACGAUAUUUGCUGUUCAGUUUUCAUUACACGUCGUGUGUACUCAGCGAAAUGAAAUACGAGCACAGGGCUCUUAAAGUCUUUUUUAUUGUUUAAAUUGAGCUCUCUUUUUCAAAUUGUGUUUUUAUCUGUCGGCUUGAUGUUUGUUUCCGUUUCUCUUUCAUUUCUCCUUCCGCGCUUAGCUUGAUUAAGCUUUUCAGACUCCGGGCUGAAACUUAUUUCCAAAAUUAAGUCUGCAAACCACAUUUCUCAUUUAGUUGAUAGUUGAGAAGUCUUGAAUUCCUUACUCCUUUUCUGUCAAUAAUUUCGCAUGAAAAAAUGGGGACGCGCAUGUGCCGAAUUUUGUGUGAAUACACUCUCGUGUACUUCGAAUGAGCCUCAUUCUUAAUCACAUAUUUUUUUAUGAAAGCGAAUCGUUCUUUUGAAAGAAUUUGUACUGGUUUCAGUAUCCUCGCGGUUAUCAGAAGCUGUUGGAGGAAAAUUUUUUGUGUCAAAUCGGAAGAAUGGAAAUUCUUGCUGGAAUGAAAGAUUUUUCACUGUGAACAAAUGUGUGAAACUUCUACGAUAAUUCGAAAUGUGGAAUAAAACGAUAAAAAAAGCAAAGAGGUUACGUCGACGAAGGAAACAAUUAUCGCGCACAACCGCAUUUUUAAUAUUUGAUUCUCGCUUUCUCUCUCUCUUUAAAUAGUAAAAACAUCAUUUUUUCAUUUGCUUGUCGAGACCCAAUCGUGAAAAAACCACUGACGAACACUCGAGGAAAUUUUCGAAUACGAAAAUAGGGAAAAGAUUUUAGAAACAAAAGCCAAAAACGUUCUCAAUCGCCGAGGGCGAUGAAUAAAAAAAUGAUAAAUAAACAGGAACACAAUUAAAAAUAAUAAGACACCGUAUAAAUCGAUCGUUGACCAUUCGAUCGAGGCCUUUCCACCAAAAGUCGAUGUGGCGACGCAACAAAUCGAUAAAUCGUAUAAAAAUUCUUAUUUACUCGACCAUCGAAACGGGACAUUAUGAGGAUUUUUUCAAGUGCUAGAAACAGCGAAAUGUUACGAGCCUGAAAAACACGAGAAAGGAUUACUGACACGGAGACUAAGGAAGAGGGAGGAGAGAGCGAGAAAGAAAGAAAUUCAGGAAACGAAAAAAAAACAAACAAACAAAAAGAAAAAUAAAAAGAAACAAGAAACUACAAAAAAUAACGUGUCGAUUGAGAAAACUCGAUAAAAGUGAAACGAAAAAAUCAUUGAUAGAUCGAAGUAAGAGUAUAUUUGUAAGAGUCUACCGAAAAUCACCGCGUUAUUCUUAUGAAAAAGGGAAGAAAAGAGGAAAAAUGAAAAAUAACAAAUUAAAUGUAAACAAAAAUCUAAAAAAAAAUGAGAGUAUAAGUGAUAUGUUUCUGUGUGUAUAUUUGGCGAGCAUUGUUCAAGUAUAUAUGUGUACAAUGUUGUGAGAUUAAGCGCGUGACGAACAGGAAGGCGUAGAUACGAAAAGCUUCGAUUAUAAAAGCAAAACGAGGAACAAAGAAUAUUAAAUAAAAAAAAAAAUAAAAAAAAAAAAAAAAAACUAAAGUGUGCCAGGAUCGUUUGCUGAAACAAUCUCGCUAUCGAUUUAUCAGAUAAAAUGUAGACAAACAAGAAAACAAUGGUGAGAGUGAAGCUGAUUUCGAACGUUCAAAUUAAAUAAAUAGCUUGUUGCCUAACGCUUUUAGUCGAAAACCAUUCGAUUACGUUUGCCUUGGAAAUUUUUGGCUCUUUCAUCGUUGCUCGUUUCCCUGCGCGCCUCUCGAUUUGUCAAAAUCUUUCAAAGUCUCUAUGAAUUGAGAAUGAAAGAAAAACAAACGAAAAACAGAACAAUUGUAAAAACGACCAUAUAAGCACGUGGAUACGCUUUUUCAUAAACCUUUUUUUCAAACGAGAUUCCCGAUGAACUUGUGAUCGUAACGCCAUAUUAAUUAAUGUUUAAGCUCCAUGCCAGUAUCGUGUACAAUUACAUUCUAUUACUUUUCUUUCCCAAAGUCAGUUCAAUCACGUACAUGAGAUUUCUAACCUUGAAUCUCUACACUUCACUCUCUCGUUUCACUUUUUUCUUCGUUUUUCGUUUCUAUUGCCCACUUAUGAUAAUUGAGUGGAAGAAAACGCGAAGAGAGUGGGGAGAGAGGAGAGAGAGAGAGAGAGAGAGAGAAAGGGGAAAAACGAAACGAACAAUAUCUCUAGUAUUAUUAAUUUUACUCUUACUUUUAAUGCGUCAUCGAGGUUGCCAUAUUGUUCAACAGAAUAGUUAAUAAUUUAACGCAGAAAGACCGGAGUGGGUCAUCAAAUAUUUUAUUACUAUUACUACUUCAUUAUUAUUCUAUGUAAGUCGAACAUAUUUGUGUUUCUAGUCACAUAGCCCAAGCGGAAGCAUAAAUGCGCAUUGAAAAAUAAAUCUUACACGCACACUCGAAGAAGUCAGCACGAAUUUUGUACACAUCAUUCGAUUCGAUUGAUUUUUUUCUUCUUUAUAUUUCCUCACUUUAAAACGUCGCUAUUUUUAUUUUUAAUCCUGACGAUUCGCGCUGUUAUUUUAUCUAUUCAUUUUGAUGGAGAAGACGAAAGCUAACGUUUCGCGUAUGUAAAGUAUAUUGUGGCUGGUUCGCCAAGUCGAAGAGAUUUUUAAUGAAAGGCGAGAACUGGAGUCGAGCUCUGAAUGCGAAAAAGUAUUGUGCGCGAGAGAGGUGGCAAAAUUCCAUGUUUCAUUGACUUUUCUUAUUAAGGAGAUUAUAGUUUUUUAAAUAUCAUUCAUACAAGGCUGAGCUUUAAUCGGGCAGCUGCGAUAGUUUCGUUUUUUUUUCUUUCAAUUUUAAGCGUCAGUUCCCGAACUUGUUUGGUCAUUUUUUUUCGUUACCUGAGACACACCACCAAAGGGAACAAAAACUGCGUCAACGUAGUGCAUAUAUAUAUAUAACCGGAAUAUAACGUGAUUGUAAAUUUUAUCGCGGAUAUUAACAGAUUUCGAAAAUGUUAAAGUGCGAAUUUUUAAGAACCCCAAAUACUUGAGUUCUCACGGAUUUUUUCGAUGAGUUACACUGCUUAAAUUUGUCCCAAUUAUUUGAGUCUUGACGUAUCUGUUAAUUCGUGUGAUCAUUUCGAAGAGUCUAUUCGUCGAGCAUUUGUCUUUGAAAAAUUGUGUAGAAUUUUCAUAUUUUUUAAAUCCAAUUAUCAAGUCCUCGAAUCUUGCCAAUCGCGUAUCGAAAAUGAGUGUGUGCCAUUCUGCCCCAACCGUGUGAACACCCUCGAUUCUUCUGAUUUCCGGAGUAAAGAGAAAACUUCUUUUUUUUUUUUCCGUUUCGAGGCAUCGGGAAUCGUUGAUCCAGGAGUGAUGUUGAUGCGAGGGGGUUGAAUUUGGGGCUUUAUAGAAAUAAAAUAACAAUCGCACGGAGAGAAGCUUCAAGGUCAAAGAAUUUUGCCACCUUUUCGGGUCGUGAACUCUCCGAAAAAAAUAAUUGAAAAUAAAAAAUUAAAAGAAAAAAAGAAAACACAUAAAUUAAAACAAAGACUUUAACGUGUCGCGACGCGGUGUGCGCAUGUGUGUACGAGUGUGUGUACGUGUGCCUGUAUGCGUGGGUGCGUAUGCGGGUGUGUACGUGUGUGUGCGUGGGUGUUCACAAGAAAUCGGAUUGACAGUUCAACCGAACAAUAUUCGCUAUUACACGGCGUCGUAUCGUACUUUCUAUCAUUAUGAAUGAAUUUAAAACAAAAAUCAUUAACUAAAGAAACAAGAAAAAAAUUAAUUAUAGUGUUAUAUCGUAAUUAUAAUAAUUAAUGGUAAUAUAAUGAUUAUAAUAUUGAUAAUGAUCGAAGGGAGAUAAAAAAGAAGGAAACAAUGAAGGAGAAGCAACAACAACAACAACAACAACAAAAAUAACAAUGAAGUUUUAUUGACGAUUAACUGAACAAGAGCGCACGUAUUUCAUGUUUCAUUUCUAGUUCGACGAUUAAUUCAGUUGGGUCGUGAUGGAGUGAUGGGGAUCUGUAAGAUUUUGGAAUGAAGAUAACAAAAAGUAAACAUACGAACGAAAAAGGAAAAAAAAAAUAAAAAUGAAAUAAGGAACAAAAAACGUUAAACACAAGUCGAAACCUUACAAACUACCACUAAGAGAAAAUAUCUCAUUAUAUAAAAUUAUUAUGUAAUAAUUGUCCAUACAUCCUAAAAUGUCGAAAAAUAAACUAAUAUUAAACAUU
Molecule: messenger RNA, 8560 nt
Organism: Venturia canescens
Lineage: Eukaryota; Metazoa; Arthropoda; Insecta; Hymenoptera; Ichneumonidae
Gene: Galphao
Product: G protein alpha o subunit
Exons: 9
Coding region: 1704-2768 (354 amino acids)
Biological process (GO): adenylate cyclase-modulating G protein-coupled receptor signaling pathway
Cellular component (GO): heterotrimeric G-protein complex
Molecular function (GO): G protein-coupled receptor binding; GTP binding; GTPase activity
Source: RefSeq, a predicted model, not a curated record